ACUGCAUUUGGCUCAGUCGUCUGAGGUUGGAGAGCCUAUAGCUUUUUAUGUGGAUAAAUCCAGUGAUGGAUGGAAACACUAAAGGCAGAUCAAGGAAUAACAUUGAGGACUUCAGAUGGCGGCGAACUCCUAAAAGGAGAUUUUCACUGAUACAUUUUUUGCUCUAACGUUUGGAAUCAGCACUUGGAUAUAGCUUCUGCAUAUUUACUGCAUUUAGUGAAUGCAUGCUUUUAGGAAAACGCUGUUCUAAAUUUAUCUGACUUAUCUGAAUCAUCUUGACGGCACAUGUCCUUGCCAGCCUUGCAUGUUGAUGUUUGGCAACUUUUGUGAAGUUUGUUUCGUGUUUUCUUAGCGAGUGAGUGUUAGGUCCUUUGGAAAAGAAUCUUAGCCGAAGUGAGAAACUUUUCUGAAACAAGAAUUAUGAAAUUCCUGACUAAAGAGAGCUCCAGGCAUUAACUGUAACUAUUUUGAGAAGACUUUGACCCCUUCUGCUGCAUCCGUACCUUCUUUCCUCCCUUGUUUAAAGGCAGACAAGUGGAUAUUUUUACAGGAUUCUGAAAUUUUGACAAAGAAAACUCAGUCAGAUUCAAACCUUCACGAUUGCUCCAUAGGAAGAGAGCUCUAAGUUUUCAGAAGGAGUUCUCAUUUGAAGAUAAAGAAGAACUUGCAAACAGCACAAAGGAUAUCGAUGCUAAUCUCUUAGCAGUACUUCCAAAAGUUUCAGAAUUAAGAAAACUGUUUGAACCAAACAACCAAGAUUUUUUGGAAAUGAAAAGAAAAGAGAGAAUAGCUAGACGCUUAGAGGGAAUUGAAAAUGACGCACAACCUAUGCUUCUCCAAAACUGUCCAGGAUCGGUCACACACCGUUUACUAGAGGAAGAUACACCGAGAUAUAUGCGUGCAACUGAUCCAUACAGUCCCCACUUAGGAAGAUCAAAUGAAGAGGAGGAAACUUCAGAUUCUUCUGUAGAAAAACAACCCAGAUCAUCCAGAUACCGAGCAGAAAUCACAGGAGGUAAUACAGAGUCCUUGUAUAAUACAGGAAACAUGGAUGUCCAGGAACUAGAGUCAAAAGCAGAAAGAAUAGCUAGGUACAAGGCAGAGAGGCGGCGCCAGCUGGCAGAAAAAUACGGAUUAUCUCUUGAUUCUGAUUUGGAUUCUGACUACUCAUCCAGAUAUACACGGGCAAGGAAAGAUCCCGACAGUGUGGAAAGAAAGGGAGUGAAAAGUGAAAGGCAAGACGAUGAAAACAAGGACUGUGGCUCUCUGUAUUUGUCCAGGACUGAGACAAAGGAGUCAAAGAGUGUGGUUUCUGAAUCCAAAGAGUACUCCAGCCAUGAAAAAGAUGGUGCUCCAGGUAAAGAAGACCUUUCAAUUGAAAAGAGUGAUAGAAAAGCAGAUGACAACAGUGCCAUUAGACAGGUUUCUGACCCUUCAGCAGCCAUGGAUAGUUCUGUCUCCCUUUCACUUUCUGGACGAGAAUCUUCCUCCCAUAAUGAAGUGCCAAUAUCACCAAAGCAAACCCGCAGAGAGUCCCGUUCUUCACCGAAGCGGGCAGCCUCACCAAUCCAUUUGCAGAAUGACCAGCCCUUGCAUAGUAACAUCAGACAAAGUAGUGCAGGGAAAGCAAAACCUGAAUGGUUUCUUCAGAAAGAUUCAGAAGGGGACACACCUUCACUUAUCAGCUGGCCCUCCAGAGUAAAAGUUAGAGAAAAACUGGUGAAAGAGGAAAGUGCUCGUGGAAGCCCUGAACUUGCCACAGACACAGUAUCUCAGAGAAAAUCCCAUCCAGUGCCAGCCCACUACAUGCCUCUUCAGACAGAAACGUCUGCCUUUGAUAGGGUUAUAAAUCAGCCCGUCAGUUCAGUCCGCCAACCAAUACAUGGCUAUAUUCAGCCUGCUGGCAUUGCUCACACAGCUCAGCUGAUGGCAACAGAAGAACAAGCAAACAUCUCUGUUGGCAACCACCUCCCCCCAGACACCGUUAGCCUCUUGACAAAAUCGUCAGCUGCCACCACAUCAGAGAGUGAAAAGAAAGAGGCACUUGGUUAUGGAGCAAAGCCUGAUGAAGAUUCCUUGGAGGGCGAGCAGGCUUCCAAAGGCAGAAGACCAAUUUUGCCAUCUGAGAUCCGCAAGCAGGGGAAGAACCAUGAAGGCCACUUUGGAGGAGGAGACCUGGAUACCGCGGUGGGGAGUUCCUCUUUCGCAAGCAAGCUGAAAGCUAACUCCGAAGUUCAGAGAGAGCUGGAGAGCAGCAAGAGGCAGGCUCCUGAGCAGCAGUUCAAGACCCCUGAGAACGUAGAAAGGAGUGAAGCUGUCAUGUACAUACAGAGUGGGUCUGUAUCACAGCCGGCCAAGGGCAAAGCUCCUGUUUGGAAAGUGUCGACAGCAAAGCAUAAAGUCCUGACUCGCUCAAUGUCUGACUAUACUGUGGCUACUAAGUUAGAAGGUUUUAAAAGUAAGGAGAGCAUGGAAGCAGAUGCACCCAACGGUGAGAUUGGCACAGUUGACACAAAAGUCUCUGUUGCCCAGCUCCGUAAUGUCUUUCUGGAGACUGCUAAUGCCAACAAGAAAACGGACCUUGAAUCUCGGUUUGAGAUGUCAACGGCAGGUAGCGCUUUGUCUGCCAAUGGUGACCGUGAAAGAGGGACACGAAAGCCAAGGCGCUAUUUUUCUCCUGGUGAAAAUAGAAAGACUUCUGAGAGAUUUAAAACCCAACCUAUAACAUCAGCAGAACGAAAGGAGACAGAUAGGUCGAUUUUGAGUGUAGAAAUACCAACUGCUGAAGAUGAAGAAAAAUUGGAUGACCGAGCCAAACUAAGCGUAGCUGCAAAGAGGCUGCUUUUUAGAGAAAUGGAAAAAUCAUUUGAAAUGAAAAAUAUUCCUAAGCCACCUACAAGAAGUUCAGCAGUAGAGAGAAGACUGCGGCGUUUGCAGGAUAGAUCGCACACACAACCAAUUACCAGUGAGGAAGUGGUCAUUGCAGCUACUGAAUCUACCCCUGCUUCACGUUCUGUGAAUAGCCACACAGUAGUGACAAGAGUACCUAGUCCCUCUGUAGUUAAGAGCACUGUACAACCUACCAGCUUGCAGGCAUCAGCACACCAAAAAAUUUUAGCGAAAGAGGAGAUAAGAGCAGCCAAAGAGGCGGUGGGGCAAGAUCAGUCGGAUGAACCAGAUUCUUCCACCUUAAGUUUGGCAGAAAAAAUGGCUUUGUUUAACAGACUGUCUCAACCAGUGUCCAGGGCCAUCUCCACAAGGAGUCGAGGAGAUAUUAGGCACAGGAGAAUGAAUGCUCGUUACCAAACUCAGCCAGUCACUCUUGGGGAAGUUGAGCAGAUGCAAUGGAAAAAGAGUAAUCUGGUACAAAGUGAAAGUGAAAAAAUUACUCCCCUGCCAGCUGCAGUUGCAACAUCAGUUUCAACGAUGGCAUCUGCCCUUUCUCCGCUGCGUGCUGGAGACCUGCACAUGAAGCCAGCUGGUGAUGGAAGCGUGAGUGCUGCCGCUAGAGCUGAUUUGAGAUUCCACUCUCCAGCAGAAAAGUCAGACUCUUCAGGAAAGCGGACACAGAAGUCAGAACAGUGGCAGCCCUCAGUGGAAGCACUAGAAAGCAACAGAACAUCAAAGAAGCAUGAAGAAGAGAGAAAGAGGUUUCUAGCACAUGAAGACCACGCUGAACCUACUUCUGAACUCACCAGCACGUCAGCAAUGAGGACAGCUUCACAAAGUGCAGCUGUGGCAUCCUGUAGGCUGCAGGACCUCUCUGAACAAUUGGAAGGCAAAUUUUAUAAGAAUUCCUGUGAAAUGUUUUCCAUCGGAGACAACAAAGCACAAACAACUGAGGAUGAUAAUUCAAGCAAAACAAUGUCGAUUAAGGAAAGGUUGGCAUUGCUGAAGAAGAGUGGUGAAGAAGAUUGGAAGAGCAGGCUCAGCAAAAAGCAGGAGUAUGCGAAAGUGUCUGUUACUGACCGUAGCGCGCAGAUACAAGAAGUUGAGCAGCUGUUGAAGAAGGAACCUGUAUAUGCUUCUACUUACUCUCCCAUUAUACCUGCUCUCCAUAAAUUUCAUCCUUUUCUACCUAUUAAUCAGGUCUGUAGUACUAGUUUGAAAGAAUCGAGCUCUCUGAUUUCUGAUGAACGUCAUCCUUGGAGAUGGAAGAGAAUGGCAGAUAACCAGGAGAGUCAGAUGACCAUUGAAGAAAGGAAACACCUAAUUACAGCUCGAGAAGAAGCCUGGAAGUCCAAGGGUAAAGGAGCAGCCAAUGACUCCACGCAAUUCACUGUAGCUGGCCGAAUGGUAAAAAAAGGCCUGGCUUCUCCAAGUGCGCUAACGCCAGUAGCAUCCCCUUUCAGUAACCGGCAGAAGUCUACCACUCCGGUGACGAAGCCCUUGGAAGAAAUUGAAGCCAGGCCUGAUAUGCAAUUGGAAUCAGAUAUGAAGCUUGACAAGUUGGAGUCAUUCUUGGGAAGGCUGAAUAACAAAGUUGCUGGGAUGCAGGAGACAGUGCUGACAGUCACAGGAAAAUCUGUGAAAGAGGUGAUGAAGCUGGAUGAUGAUGAAACAUUUUCCAAAUUUUAUCGCCAUGUGGAUUUCCCUUCCUCCUCAGUGCCUUUGGACCUUGAUGAGGACUUUGAUGCCAUCUUUGAUCCUUAUGCACCAAAGCUAAUAUCUUCUGUAGCAGAGCACAAACGUGCAGUUAGGCCUGUGCGCAGAGUCCAGUCCUCAAGAAACCCCCUGAAAAUGCUAGCAGCAAGAGAAGAUAUUCUUCAUGAAUAUACUGAACAAAGACUGAAUGUUGCCUUCAUGGAGUCAAAGCGAAUGAAAGUAGAAAAAAUGUCUACAAACUCAAAUUUCUCAGAAGUAGCACUUGCUGGCUUGGCAAGCAAAGAGAACUUCAGCAACGUUAGCCUGCGGAGUGUUAAUCUAACAGAGCAGAACUCUAACAACAGCGCUGUGCCAUACAAGAAGCUAAUGCUGCUGCAAAUUAAAGGAAGAAGACAUGUUCAAACAAGAUUAGUCGAACCAAGGGCCUCGUCACUGAACAGCGGAGACUGUUUCCUGUUGUUAACUCCACAUUUCUGUUUCUUAUGGGUAGGAGAGUUUGCAAAUGUCAUAGAAAAAGCAAAGGCUUCAGAACUUGCAACUUUGAUUCAGACAAAGAGGGAACUUGGCUGUAGAGCUUCUUAUAUACAGACUAUAGAAGAAGGAAUAAAUACCCAUACCCAUGCAGCCAAAGACUUCUGGAAACUCCUUGGUGGACAGACAAAUUACCAGUCUGCUGGCAGUCCUGAAGAAGAUGAAAUGUAUGAAUCUGCAAUAAUAGAAACAAAUUGCAUUUACCGCCUCGUAGAAGAUAAACUCAUUCCUGAGGAUGACUACUGGGGGAAGGUGCCAAAAUGUACCCUGCUACAACCAAAAGAGGUGCUGGUAUUUGAUUUUGGCAGUGAAGUGUAUGUUUGGCAUGGAAAGGAAGUUACUUUAGCACAAAGAAAAGUGGCAUUCCAGCUGGCAAAGCACUUGUGGAAUGGCACCUUUGACUACUCCAAUUGUGACAUAAAUCCUCUGGACCCAGGGGAAUGCAAUCCUCUCAUACCCAGAAAGGGACAAGGACGUCCAGACUGGGCUGUGUUUGGCAGACUCACAGAACAUAACGAGACCAUACUGUUCAAAGAAAAAUUUCUUGAUUGGACAGAGCUGAAGAAACUCGAGAAAAGUUCUAGUGAAUCCCUUCACCAGAAGGAAGAUUCCAGACCUGACUGUAAACCAUAUGAUGUCAUGCUAAUGGUAGCUGUGCCCCAAACGACUGUAGGCACAGUCUUAGAUGGAAUGAAUAUUGGCCGGGGCUAUGGACUUGUAGAAGGAGAAGAUGGGAGGCAGUUUGAAAUUAUCACUGCGUCUGUGGAUGUCUGGCACAUCCUGGAAUUCGAUUAUAGCAGACUGCCGAAGCAAAGCAUAGGGCAGUUCCAUGAGGGAGACACAUAUGUGGUAAAGUGGAAGUACAUGGUGAGCACUACAGUUGGAAGCAGGCAAAAAGGAGAGCAACAAGUAAGGGCUGUUGGAAAAGAGAAAUGUGUGUAUUUCUUUUGGCAAGGAAGGCACUCCACAGUGAGUGAGAAAGGGACAUCAGCACUGAUGACAGUCGAACUUGAUGAAGAGAGAGGAGCACAGGUCCAAGUGCUUCAAGGGAAAGAACCACCAUGCUUCCUGCAGUGCUUCCAAGGAGGGAUGAUUGUGCAUGCUGGAAGAAGGGAAGAGGAAGAAGAAAAUGCACAAAGUGACUGGAGGCUAUAUUGCGUGCGAGGAGAAGUUCCCAAUGAAGGAAAUUUACUUGAAGUAGCAUGUCACUGCAGCAGCCUGCGUUCCCGGACAUCCAUGAUUGUCCUCAAUAUAAAUAAAGCUCUUAUCUACCUGUGGCAUGGCUGCAAAGCACAAUCUCACACCAAGGAUGUAGGAAGAACAGCAGCCAAUAAAAUAAAAGAACAAUGUCCACUGGAGGCAGGGCUGCACAGCAGCAGCAAGGUGACUAUUCAUGAAUGUGAUGAAGGAUCAGAGCCCUUAGGAUUCUGGGACGCAUUAGGAAGGAGAGAUCGAAAGGCCUAUGAUUGCAUGUUGCAAGAUCCUGGAAAGUUUAAUUUCACCCCCCGCCUGUUCAGCCUCAGUAGUUCAUCAGGAGAGUUCUCAGCCACCGAGUACGUUUACCCUUCAAGAGACCCUGCUGUCAUCAAUUCCAUGCCAUUCUUGCAAGAGGAUCUUUACACUGCCCCACAGCCAGCACUGUUCCUUGUUGACAAUCACCAUGAAGUGUACCUGUGGCAAGGCUGGUGGCCUGUGGAAAACAAAAUAGCCGGAUCAGCUCGAAUCAGGUGGGCCACAGACAGGAAAUGCGCCAUGGAGACAGUGCUCCGGUACUGCAAAGGAAAAAAUGUAAAGAAGCCCCCCAAAUCUUAUCUAAUUCAUGCUGGCCUAGAGCCUCUGACCUUCACUAACAUGUUCCCAAGUUGGGAACACAGGGAAGACAUCGCAGAGAUCACAGAAAUGGAUGCUGAUGUUUCUAAUCAGAUAAUCCUUGUGGAGGACGUGCUCGCCAAACUGUGUAAAACGGUGUAUCCGCUCGCAGAUCUCUUAGCCAGGCCUCUACCUGAGGGAGUUGAUCCACUGAAGCUUGAAAUUUACCUUUCAGAUGAGGACUUUGAGGCUGCGUUGGAGAUGACAAGAGAAGAGUACAAUGCGCUGCCGUCUUGGAAGCAGGUUAAUCUGAAGAAGGCAAAAGGACUUUUCUAACUUGUGUUUAUUGGAGUGAGCACUAAAGGGAUGUCUGUUUUCACUUUCUAUGCCCUUUACAAGAAUUGUACCCCACAUUUACAGAAUAAAUAGAAAUAAUCUGAAGUUAUUAGUGACUACCUAUCUGGAGGUGUGUAAUAUUAUAAAAAGCCAAGAGAACUCUUUGGAAAUGGAAUUCAAUUUUGACUCUUAAAGGUUAUGUGUUCAAGCUCUGCUCUCCUAUGCACUUAAACAGUAGUUUCUUGACCUACUGCUGCAGGUGUCCUUUGGCUAUAUACAAUACUUGCCAUUUUUGUUUUUGAAGAAGUUCUCUUUGUAAAGUGUUAUUUUGUUAGUUUGUGGAUUACAAAGAAUUUAUAUUUAUAUAAACACAUAGAACAAGUAUGUAUUUAACAAUGCAAUAUAUAUUCACUUUCAAGACUUUCAUGUCAAAACUACAGAAAAGUAGCUGGAUGGCAGUUGCUCGUACUGAACUAGCUAUACCACCAAUAUGUAUCUCCUACGCAUUCUGAAAAGUUUCUCUCUGCAAUAGGUAAUGAAUUGUUCUCAGUGCUGCUUCAGGUGCUAAACCGAACAAAGCAUUUGUAUUUAUAGCAUGGAUUUCUUGAGAAACUAUGCGAAUCAACCUUUAUACUUUAUUAUCCAAAAAAUGUAUAGUGCCUUGUUUUUUGUGUACAGUUUAUAUACAAAAAAAUAAGAUUGGUCUGCUUUUUGAAGAUGGCUUAGAAUGGUCUCCUAUGUUACUUUUAUAAUAGUAGAAAUAAAAACAUCUCAGUUUCUAAUACUUGUUGUAAACAUUAAACGUCUUUUGUGAUAUAAGAACCAAAAGUAAAAGCUUCUGAAUAAACUCGUAGCAACGC
Columba livia (rock pigeon) is the source of this 8141-nucleotide messenger RNA. RefSeq names its product supervillin (gene SVIL). Bases 769 to 7281 code for a protein of 2170 amino acids. Gene Ontology annotation, cellular component: actin cytoskeleton; cytoplasm. Gene Ontology annotation, biological process: cytoskeleton organization; actin filament severing; actin polymerization or depolymerization. NCBI's taxonomy places the organism in Eukaryota, Metazoa, Chordata, Aves, Columbiformes, Columbidae. The transcript is spliced from 41 exons. Gene Ontology annotation, molecular function: actin filament binding; phosphatidylinositol-4,5-bisphosphate binding. The record is from RefSeq and is a predicted model, not a curated record.